AUGAGCUCUUACGUAGCCAACUCGUUGUUUAAGCAAACUCACGAUGAGUCAGCCUUCGCUUUGCACAACCAUGGCUACGGAUCUAAACCCGAACUCAACGUGUCCGGCUACAGUGGUUAUGGAGGGCAUGAUCACCGCGGGUCAUUUGCGUCCCCACCGUCCUCGAGCUCCAUUGGCAUGGGAGAGAUGAACGCUGUGCUGCGUGGCAAUCCUGGUGACCUUACACCACGGCCAGAGUCUUCUACAGAAGACGCUACCCAGAGACGCAUCAUGAACGAGCAGACAAGCGGCCAGGGAUCUCUAAAUCUCGGACUGUAUCGUCGAAAACCCGUGAUGGACUCAGAUUUGUGCGAAAUGCCCAUCCGCAAGACACAAACAGGAGAGAUCAAAGUCGGAACUUUGCAACCCGUGCAGCCAGUAAGACAAGCAAACCAUUCGACUCAGCCACAAACCAGCGAACAGCAACCACAAAUAUAUCCCUGGAUGACUAAACUACACAUGGGUCACGGUAAAGUUUGAUGUUUCUUUUCGCUUGAUUUUGUACAGAAGGGAGAGUGUCCCUCUCACCCUCUCUCCUCCAUGUGUUCUAUCUUUUUUACCCUCUCUCCUCCAUUCACAGUUUUUCUUCCUUGAGUUUUAUAGGCCGUAUUCGUAAAUAAUAAAACUCGCAGUCAUAAAUUGUAUGACAAAGGCAUCAAUUGCUCGUAAAACUGUCCUGUUAAAACGAAAAGGCGAUCUGCGUCCAGAUUUAUGACAGGGUAAUUGGAUAAAGGAGACACAAGUCUCUGCAAAACCUCAACAAACAAUGUGUGCGUUCUAUAUUUAGAACCAAAACAACAUAGUAUGAUAAGCAUGAUCCUUAUUUUUAGGAUAUUUGAAAUGAAGGGUGAGAUUGUGGAUUUCACUGUACACGCUUUAACUGAACGUUUCUAAUGUAAGAAAAUGUGUAUUUAGGCUACUGGCCUUGGCAACUUAUUGUGUGUUAUACAACAGGGCAUGUAGGCUACUUUAGAGGGACAAAGGAUAUUUCUGUAACUGUAACAAUCCUUGCCCUUGUUUUAGUUGUUGUUAAAAUAAUAAAUAAUAAUUAUAAUAACAAUACUAUUAUUAGUCAUAGGCCUAAUAGUAAUACAAUCACAGUGGUUUCAUUGAGUAAACCCGAAUGGCCACAUUUUGGGUUUUUUGUUAACUAAUAUAGCUCCAUAUUGAUGAUCAUUUAUCCAGCCAUCCAGCUAUCCUUACAUUCAUUAGGCCAUACAGUAACUUUAAAACUUUAAUGUAAUCUUUUGACAUGGGGAUAUAGUCACAGAAGAGUGACUUACAGGCUGUGUUUUGCUAUUCAUUCUUAUCCAUUGGCAGACUACAAGUCAUUGCAUGUCCAUUGACAAGUUAAGAUAUAUUUUAAGUGAUAAUGUUUAUUCUGUUUUUAUAUGAAAAGUCCAGUGCGAUCACACAUUUUCUCUCAAUUACACCACAGAGGCUGACGGCAAAAGGUCAAGGACGAGUUACACACGCUACCAAACUCUGGAGUUGGAGAAAGAGUUCCAUUUCAACCGGUAUCUGACGCGUCGUAGGCGCAUCGAGAUCGCCCAUACGCUAUGUCUGAAUGAGAGGCAAAUCAAAAUCUGGUUCCAGAACCGCCGAAUGAAGUGGAAGAAGGACUCAAAGCUUAAAAUUAAAGAGUCCAUCUAA
Messenger RNA from Coregonus sp. 'balchen', 1692 nucleotides. Lineage: Eukaryota; Metazoa; Chordata; Actinopteri; Salmoniformes; Salmonidae. The record is from the annotation of a GenBank genome assembly.